Molecule: messenger RNA, 2939 nt
Organism: Bolinopsis microptera
Lineage: Eukaryota; Metazoa; Ctenophora; Tentaculata; Lobata; Bolinopsidae
Product: elongation factor 2-like
Exons: 12
Coding region: 299-2854 (851 amino acids)
Biological process (GO): translational elongation
Cellular component (GO): cytosol; ribonucleoprotein complex
Molecular function (GO): GTPase activity; ribosome binding; GTP binding
Source: RefSeq, a predicted model, not a curated record
AAGUUUUGACAUUUAGUUAUUUUUAGGGAAACAUUGGAAUUGGUUGUUAUUUUAUUAACUAUUCCUUGUUUAGAACUUUUAUUUGAUAAUUGGCGGAAGUACGCGCCGCGCACAGUCACGCCGCGCAAAUAUCAAACUUCGUUCUCAACGGCGAAUGCUUGCGCAGUGUUACACGCAGAGGUCACGUGAUUGCAGGUUUAUCCUGGUCGAGUAAGACAAACUCAGUCUUUUUGAACGUUUGUUACAUCUUAUCGUAUUUGUUCAUAGCUGUUGAACGGCUUAACAGAACAAUCCAAUCAUGGUUAAUUUCACAGUCACAGAAUUGCGGAGGGCAAUGGACUACCCAAAAAACAUCCGUAACAUGUCAGUUAUUGCUCAUGUUGAUCAUGGCAAAUCUACCCUGACCGAUUCUCUUGUCUCCAAAGCAGGUAUCAUUGCCAACGAGAAAGCUGGAGAGGCUAGGUUCACUGACACAAGGAAAGACGAACAGGAGCGAUGUAUUACCAUCAAAUCCACCGGUGUUACCUUGUAUUACGAACUGGACGACUACAACAUGCAGUAUUUGGAUGACACUCAAUUCCACGAGGGAAAGAAUGGUUUCCUCAUCAACCUGAUCGAUUCACCCGGUCACGUUGAUUUCUCUUCUGAGGUAACCGCUGCUCUGCGAGUAACUGACGGAGCCCUGGUAGUGGUUGACGCUGUCAGUGGUGUCUGUGUGCAAACUGAGACCGUCCUCCGACAGGCUCUUGCUGAGAGGAUCAAACCCGUACUUUUCCUGAACAAGAUGGACAGGGCUCUUCUCGAGCUCCAGCUGGACAAGGACACUCUGUACGACACAUUCCGUAAGAUCGUAGAGAACAUCAACGCCAUCAUCACCAUCUACGGAGCUACCGGUGGUCCCGAGAGGAUGGUUGGCCCUGUUGAGGGUACCGUCGGAUUCGGUUCCGGUCUCCACGGGUGGGCUUUCAGUUUGAAACAAUUCGCUGAUACCUACACCAAGAAAGAUAAGGCAAAGUGCGACAAAUACAUCCCGAAACUGUGGGGAGAUCACUACAUAGAUCAGGCUGGAAAGUGGUCUAAGAAGCCUGGUGAGGGAAAAAUGCGUGGUUUCUGCAAGCUGAUCCUCGACCCAAUCUUCAAGAUCUUCAACUUCUGCAUGAAGUCCAACGAACCACUAGAGGCCAUCAAAUUCGCCGAGAAACUGAAGGCUGAGUUCACCUCUGCAGAGAAAGAUCUAGAGAAGAAAGCUCUUUUCAAGAUCAUCAUGAAGAAGUGGCUGCCAGCUGGAGACACCCUACUGGAAAUGAUCUCCAUCCAUCUUCCUUCUCCCGUAACUGCCCAGAGAUACAGAGCUGAGAUGUUGUACGAGGGACCCCAAGACGAUGCCUACGCUAAGGGUAUCCAAGACUGCGAUCCUAAAGCACCCCUCAUGAUGUACAUCUCCAAAAUGGUACCGACCAACGACAAAGGACGAUUCUACGCUUUCGGACGUGUCUUCUCAGGAACCGUCGGAUCUGGAAUGAAAGUCAGGAUUAUGGGACCCAACUUCAUCCCCGGAAAGAACGAAGAUCUCAACAUCAAGACCAUCCAGAGGACCGUUCUGAUGAUGGGUCGAUAUACUGAGCACAUUGACACUGUACCCGCUGGUAACACAGUUGGUCUUGUCGGAGUUGAUCAAUACAUUCUCAAAACCGCUACCAUCACCAACGAGAAUGGCAAGGACGCUCACAACAUGAAACAGAUGAAAUUCUCUGUAUCCCCUGUGGUCCGUGUCGCUGUCGAGGCCAAGAACCCUCAGGAUCUCCCCAAACUUGUGGAGGGACUCAAGAGGUUGGCCAAGUCCGAUCCUAUGGUGCAGUGCUUCAACGAGGCAAAUGGUGAACAUAUCAUCGCUGGUGCUGGAGAACUCCAUCUUGAGAUCUGUCUUAAGGAUCUGGAGGAGGACCACGCCUGUAUCCCCAUCAAGAGAUCUGACCCAGUUGUGUCGUACAAGGAAUCUAUCGCCAACGUCUCUGACAUGAUGUGCCUGUCUAAAUCACCUAACAAGCAUAACCGUAUCUUCUGUAUGGCUCAACCCCUCGGAGAGGAAUUCUCUACAAUGAUUGAUGACGGAACCAUCACCCCAAGACAGGACAACAAAUCACGAUCCAAAUUAAUCGCCGACAAGUUCACAGAGGAAAACGAUUUGCUGACAAACUGGAACCGAACUGAUGCUCUUAAGAUCUGGUGUUUCGGACCUGACCAACAAGGUCCCAACUGCGUCGUUGAUGUUUCCAAGGGAGUCCAGUAUCUGAAUGAAAUCAAGGACUCUGUCGUUGCUGGAUUCCAGUGGGCUGCCAACGAAGGUGUAUUGUGCGAAGAGAACAUGAGAGGAGUGCGAAUCAACAUUCACGAUGUAGCUCUGCACGCUGAUGCUAUCCACAGGGGAGGUGGUCAGAUCAUUCCCACCACUCGACGUGUCUGCUAUGCCUCCGUCUUGCGGGCUGACCCAUGUCUUCUUGAACCUAUUUAUCUGUGCGAGAUCCAGUGUCCUGAAGCUGCUGUUGGAGGUAUCUACGGAUGUCUCACCAAGCGAAGAGGAAUGGUGUUCUCAGAAUCUCAAGCUGAGGGAACUCCCAUGUUCUACGUCAAAGCUCACUUGCCAGUCAUGGAAUCUUUCGGAUUCUCCAGCGCACUGAGGGCCGCAACUGGUGGACAAGCUUUCCCACAAUGCGUAUUCGAUCAUUGGGCUGAGAUGCCAGAUAACCCAAUGAAAGAGGGAACAAAGACCCACACUAUCAUCAUGAAAACAAGGAAGAGGAAGGGACUUAAAGUUGAACUUCCAGUUUUCGAAAACUAUUUCGACAAGUUGUAGGAUGUUUUACCAGUUCCUCCUGUUUUAAAGAUUGAAUUGCGGUGGUUUUUACAUUACUCUUAAAUUUUUGAGUUUUAAAUAGUCA